GUAGAUUGGUUUUCUACAUACUACAUAAGAAUAACCAUUAGGAAGUUACAACUGACCAUUUCUUGUUUGUCCUAUUAUGAAGAAGAGCUUAUGUAAUAUUUGAAUUAAAGUUUUCAAGGUCGCCAUCUGAACACCAUUAUGAAUCUCUCAAUAUAGAUGACUAGUUGUUUUCUUCUGUUUGAUAGGUUUCGGUUCUCUAACCGGGCCUUUUUCAUAUACCUGUAGAAGGAAAUUGCUCAAAGUUGUCCAAUAAAGACGUUGGCAGAAGAAGAAAUCGAGCGAGUUUUGACUCGUUUGUGCUCGUCAUUUUGUUUCCAUUCUGUAACUAGCAACUAUCCAAGACAAAGUUAAGUUGAUUUCCCUUAUAUUCUUACAAUCAAAGUGCUUCAAGCCGUGAGAUAAGAGUUUUUCCUUGUAGGAUCCAAAGUCAACUUGGAAACCUUCACUAUAUUAGCAAGUGGUUGAGAAGCCUUGUAGAAAAGUUGGAGCUUUCGUCAAACAAAGAGUGAGAAACUAGAAGACCUUGACUUUCAUACUCUGUUGAAAAAGAAACCAAAAAGUUGCCCUUUUGUGGAAGAGACUUUCAACGAAAGUGGAAAAACAACACAAUUCUACCCGAUUGAUAAUGUCGAGGAGUUGGUUGAAAACCCAUUUACUUUUCCCACAAUGUUCCAUUUUCUUCUUCUUAUCAGCCGUCAAGGUAAGGUUCGUUUGGCAAAGUGGUUGGAACCCUAUUCCCAAAAGGAGCGGACAAAGACCUCUCAAGAGCUUGCCACCCUGCUAACUGCAAGGUCCAGUAAAAUGUGCAACUUUAUAGAGUGGAGGGACUUGAAAGUUGUUUAUAGAAGAUAUGCGAGUCUCUUUUUUGUUGCUGGAGUAGACUCAACGGAUAACGAACUGAUAACUCUUGAGAUCAUACAUCAUUAUGUUGAGUGCUUAGACAAGUAUUUUGGCAACGUAUGUGAACUAGACUUGAUAUUCAACUUUAGCAAAGCGUAUUAUAUAUUGGAUGAGAUAUUACUAGCAGGAGAUCUUCAAGAGUCCAAAAGAGGCAAUGUACUGCGUGCAAUACAAGCUUCCGAUAAUAUGGCAGAAAAACAUCCAGAAGAUCCAAAACAUAGUGUGCGAGGUUAUUGAUGAUGAAGAAAUGGAAUAUGUAAGAGACAAAGGAUGAACAUUUCCUUUGUGGUUAUCAUUAAGAGAAUGGUAGAGAUGAGGAAGAGAGAUGAGGAGAUUGCUGUUGGCUAUACCAGUUGUAGUAAAUCUACUUCAAAGGAAGUGAUAAAAAAGAGUUUUUUCAAUACAAUAUCUUUUGUAUGUGAUAGUGACUUAUUCUGUCGUUCACUGCACCACGUUGAUUUCCUAAAGCAACUGCGUAAACAGCGCUCCAGAACGACAAAGUCUUUUCGUCUGCAACAAGUUUCCUGCGUCUUGAAGUCGAAUAGUCCUUUCUUUCAAAAACUGUCUCUCAUUCAAUCAUUGGAUAAUAAUAGUUUGGAAAAAAUGCGGAAAAAUAGUGAUACGGGUUCGUUGGAAAAGAAGAGUCGACAAGAGCAACCAAAGAGGAUGGAAUACAUUCAGUGUUCAGCUUGCAAAGCGGUAUAUUCAGUCAAAGUAGAUAUGUUUGGAGAAAAUGGUAGAUAUGUUCGUUGUAUAGUUUGUGGAAAGUUGUGGUUGCAGUUGCCUCAAGAUGUAAAAUUGUUGGAGGAGAAUAUGGAAACAAGGGAACUUUCAGAGGAGGUUUGGGAACAGUGGAAACUUGUGAGAAUGAAGAAGUUAUCUUCAUAUAGUGCCACGGGGGACUCGACGGAUAGAAAC
Messenger RNA from Galdieria sulphuraria, 1818 nucleotides. Its product is annotated as AP-1 complex subunit sigma 1/2. The record is from RefSeq and is a predicted model, not a curated record. Gene Ontology annotation, biological process: protein transport; vesicle-mediated transport. The transcript is spliced from 3 exons. The coding region runs from base 802 to 1137 and encodes 111 amino acids. Lineage: Eukaryota; Rhodophyta; Bangiophyceae; Galdieriales; Galdieriaceae. Gene Ontology annotation, cellular component: intracellular membrane-bounded organelle.